AUGGGGAAAAGCACUCAAAGUGUGGAUCAGUGCAAUGGCAGCACGGUGACAGAGUUUAUCCUCGUGGGCUUUGAGCAGAGCUCCCUUUCCACCAGGACAUCGCUCUUUGUCCUCUUCCUAGCCCUCUACAGCCUUGCCAUGGCCAUGAAUGUCCUCAUCAUCUUCAUCACCUGGACAGAUCCCAGGCUCAGCAGUCCUAUGUACUUCUUCCUUGGCCACCUGUCCUUCUUGGACGUCUGCUUCAUCACCACCACCAUCCCGCAGAUGCUGAUCCACCUGGUGGUCAAGAACCACGUUGUCUCUUUUGUGUCUUGCAUGACCCAGAUGUACUUGGUCUUCUUCGUGGGUGUGGCUGAGUGCAUCCUCCUGGCUUUUAUGGCCUAUGAUCGUUAUGUUGCGAUAUGCCACCCUCUUAACUAUGCCCAAAUCAUGAGCCAACAGGUCUGCGUGAGACUAGUGAGUACCGCCUGGUUCUUUGGGCUCAUCAAUGGCAUCUUCCUCGAGUAUGUAUCAUUCCGGAAUCCCUUCUGUAGAGACAACCAUGUAGAAAACUUCUUUUGUGAGGCUCCCAUCGUGAUUGCUCUCUCCCACGGAAACCUCCAGUUCAUCAUGAAGGUCUUCUUUGUUGACGCUAUUGUGGUGCUUCUCAGUCCCAUGGCACUCAUUGUCAUCUCUUAUGCCCGCAUCCUGGCUUCCAUCCUUGGCAGAGCCUCCUCUUCAGGUGGUCGAGGAAAGACUUUCUCCACGUGUGGCUCCCACUUGACUGUGGUCAUAUUUUUCUACACCUCAGCCAUGUUUUCUUACAUGAACCCUCGCAGUACACACGGCCCUGACAAAGACAAACCUUUGUCCCUCCUCUACACAAUCAUCAUCCCUAUGUGUAACCCCAUCAUCUACAGUUUUCGAAACAAAGAAAUGAAGAGGGCCAUGGUGAGGGCCCUUCGUAGGACUCUGUCUGGUCCAGGAAGACUCUGUUUAAAAAUAGUCCUGAAAUGGAAACACCCCUCUGAGCCCUAA
Messenger RNA from Sorex fumeus (smoky shrew), 1017 nucleotides. Its product is annotated as olfactory receptor 10AD1-like. The transcript is spliced from 2 exons. Gene Ontology annotation, molecular function: olfactory receptor activity; G protein-coupled receptor activity. The coding region runs from base 1 to 1017 and encodes 338 amino acids. Gene Ontology annotation, biological process: G protein-coupled receptor signaling pathway. NCBI's taxonomy places the organism in Eukaryota, Metazoa, Chordata, Mammalia, Eulipotyphla, Soricidae. The record is from RefSeq and is a predicted model, not a curated record. Gene Ontology annotation, cellular component: membrane.